GCCUCCCUCCCGGCCUGCAGCGAGACCACCGUUAGCGCCGCUCGGCUUCCGCAGCUGCUCUCGCCCGGCGGCGGCGGAGGCCGCGGCUCCGCCUGCGCUCGGCCCCGUUCGCCUUGGUUCCCCGGCGGCCUCGGCAGACAUGUUGUGAGGCGGCGGCGCGGGUGCCCGAAGGAUGGUUUGGCCGAGGCGGCGGCAACCGCUGCUGGUGGCGGCGGCCGCGGGGGCCCCGGCUCUGUAGAGCCGGGCCUGUGGGUGUCCGCCCGGGCCUGUGGGCGGCCGGCGGGGCCUGUGGGCGGCGGGGCUCCCGUGCCGUCCGGGUCCGUGUGAGCCCGCGGCACCCCGACCUUCCCUUCAGACGCGCACUGGGAGCUCCCACACAGUGGGCGUUCUCGGCCCUCGAACCCACCUCUUCCUUCUCUCCGAGCUCCCCCGACCCCGACGUCCCUGCCCGGGGGCAGCCUGAAAUCUUCGCGGAGUGGUGGACCAGAGACGAGGAGUUUAAAAGUUGGGGCCUGAAAGGCAGGAAGGUACGAUGGCUUCCUCGUCUGGCAACGAUGAUGACCUCACUAUCCCCAGAGCUGCUAUAAAUAAGAUGAUCAAAGAGACUCUCCCUAACGUCCGGGUGGCCAACGACGCCCGAGAGCUGGUCGUGAACUGCUGCACUGAAUUCAUUCACCUUAUAUCUUCGGAAGCCAAUGAGAUUUGCAACAAGUCGGAAAAGAAGACGAUUUCCCCAGAGCACGUCAUACAAGCACUAGAAAGUUUGGGCUUUGGCUCUUACAUCAGUGAAGUAAAAGAAGUCUUACAAGAAUGCAAGACAGUAGCGCUAAAAAGAAGAAAGGCCAGCUCUCGUUUGGAAAACCUUGGCAUUCCUGAGGAAGAGCUAUUGAGACAGCAACAGGAAUUGUUUGCAAAGGCUAGACAGCAACAAGCAGAAUUGGCCCAACAGGAAUGGCUUCAAAUGCAGCAAGCCGCCCAACAAGCCCAGCUUGCUGCAGCCUCAGCCAGCGCAUCCAAUCAGGCAGGAUCUUCUCAAGACGAAGAAGAUGAUGAUGAUAUCUGAAAUUCACCAUCUCGGCUUCUGUGUCCUCUAUAAAAAAACAGUGGAAGAAAUGCUUAUCUGUAAUUGUGUAUGCAUCUUGGUGGACUUACCGUUGGUAUUCUAGAGACGUCUGCUGUCAGGUUUCAACUGCUGUGCUAUACAUGUAAAAUUGUCUCUUUCAACAUUGAAAAUUUAAGGUUCAAUAUAACAUCAGCUUUGAAUUUGUAAUGGUGUUUCUGGAAUCUAUGAGCAGUGCGAACCCUUUAUUUGGUCUAUAAACAGUAUUACAGAAAAUGUCAGGUUUAUAAAAAUACAGUGAAAUUUACACAGAUGUCUUAAUUUGUAUUUGCAUUUUCUCUGCCCUUUUAACUGAGUUUUAUAUUGAGAUGGGGCAUGGUAUGAUGCAGAAUAUGUUGAAUCAGGUCGGCGGAAAAAAUUCAGUUCUUAUAUAGUAUCUAAAUUUUUUUUGUCUUUUAAAGUGAGUAUAUAUGCAGGCAACAAUUAUAUAUGCUCAGAUAAAUAUACUUGCUAAGAGAAAAAAAAAUAAGAUUCAAAAACUAGAAAGGAAAUGUAUUCACUAAUAGCUGUAUAAAUUUGGUGAGUUAUGUUUUUGAUUUUGUUAUUGUUUUGUGUAACAGUAAAGACUAGUUUUAUUAUAGUAUAAUUUAUCCUGAGCUACACUAUGCCAUUUCAGAAACUGGCUAAUCUUGAAGAUUGUUGUGAUUCGUACUGUUUCACUGCAGUUUGGCAAUUGUUGAUAGUAUUACUUCUUAGUUUGUGUUGCUGUCCUUUGCGUAUAGAGGUAGAGACUUAUGCAGCUGUUGCUUGGGUUCCGUUGGUUUAACUGAGGCUCAUGGAUAUUCAGACCUGCUAGGGGAAAUAAAUGAAAACUAAUGAACAUGUUUCCUAUGAGAGAGGGCUUUAAAAAUGUUAUUUAACAUGUAGUUUACAUAUUGUUUGGUUUUAGCAUAACAUUUACAUUUUCUUGACUAGGUGACCUUAAGAGUCCAAUGCUAAUUCUUGAUAUGACAUCGUCCCCCUCAUAAUUGAGUGAUGGCUUUAAAGUUUUGUGUUUGAUUAAAAAGUGUCAUAACUGCCAGCCCUAUAUGAAGUGUUAACGUGCUUGUUAAAAGGGAGCAGCUUGAAUUUGGUUUCAGUGACUAAAGUGUGAUAGUGUUUUUGAGAGGGACCCAGUGUAUUUGGAGAAAUGGUGUAUUGCUUGUGUUUGGAAACAAAAAAAAAUGCCAUCAAAGGAAGUCAUUACGUUCCUUUGUCUGUUGCCAAGUCAUUUAAAUUUCUGUAUUCACCAAGCCCCAGAAGAGAUUCUAGCUGCCAGGAUUUUAAUUUUAAUUGGAGAGCUAAGUAGAGUUUAUAAGUAUUAGAUUUCUUAAUAUUCAUAUUUUGCAGUUUUAGAAAAAGGGAAAUAUUGUUAAGCAUUUAUCAGAUAGAUAUACUUCCCCAGUAUAACAGAAAAGGUAGUAAAAGGGAUAGUAAUUUUGCUGAAUGCUUUAUGCUGAAGUUAUUUUAAGGUAUUUCAUGGAUAUGUCCAUGAAGUGUUUGGAAAAAACUAGAAGGAAUUGUUUUUUCAAAAAGGUUAAGUACCAAAGGUAGGUAGUUUAGUCUACAAAAAUAAGUUAGUCACUGUUGGCUAUUCUAAUUUGUACUGUAACAUUCUUUUACUUUGUUUUAAGUGUAUGUUUCUCAAACAAUUUAGAUAUUUUUCCAUACUUUUUUUUUCUGAUGCAGACUUCAGGUUAAUUAAUAUUUUACUGCAUCUGAUAAUGUAUUAUAUAUUUGAAGCCUAGUGACUUUUCAUUUUGAUGUUCUUGUGAUUUCAUAUGCUGUAUUCUUCAAGCAAUAAAAUUCUGAUGUGUUUUAUAAA
Messenger RNA from Arvicola amphibius (Eurasian water vole), 2924 nucleotides. It is a transcript of the gene Dr1, whose product is annotated as down-regulator of transcription 1. Lineage: Eukaryota; Metazoa; Chordata; Mammalia; Rodentia; Cricetidae. The record is from RefSeq and is a predicted model, not a curated record. Gene Ontology annotation, molecular function: core promoter sequence-specific DNA binding; TBP-class protein binding; protein heterodimerization activity. Gene Ontology annotation, cellular component: negative cofactor 2 complex. Gene Ontology annotation, biological process: positive regulation of transcription by RNA polymerase II; negative regulation of transcription by RNA polymerase II; chromatin remodeling. The transcript has 3 exons. The coding region runs from base 533 to 1063 and encodes 176 amino acids.